CUUACCUUUGAUGAAUUAGAGCCUAGCAGGCAGCUAUCUCAAUACCUAGCCCGCAGCCUACUAUGACCCACCGCGCUCGAAGCUUUAAGAUACCACCUUAAUAACGGCAACAGCAUUAUAUGUCCUCCGAACUUGGCCUGUCUCCUCGGGUUCUGCGUAUACCCAGGACUGACGAUCCUGAAUCAUAUGUACUUGUUCAUAUCACUCGCAUUAGCUCGUCUCUUGUGGACUUGAACAUCACUGCUACUGAGGGCGAGAACCCGUAUAUUGGUACCGUGCGUAAGUCACACUUACGUGAUUUUCGUUCCAAAAACUAUGAAGGCAACGACGAGGAAUGGGCCCAAAUUGUGUUGCAUGUUUUUGGUCAGCUGGAUGAGUCUGCCGCCAAGGUAAAGCUGUGUGGUAUUGAAUCGUCGGCUAGUGUCAUUGGCGCCAGUGAUUCCGAAGACAAGGAGCUAGUGAUCACUAUUCGAAAGAGGAUCCAGACUAUAACUCAAAGACUUGGCUCCGUGACUCUCAAGCAGGAUGAUCAACAAGCUAUCCAGCUCUUUGACUGGGCAGGGAUUGCUACCGUCAGGGCGUAUACUCUCGAGCAGCGUUUCGCUUCAUUACUUGUUCGCUACCACAGUGCCGAGAACACAAUCAGGCAACUGAACAAGCAGCUCGAGGAGUUCGUUUCCGCGAAGACACAGCACGAAGAACAACUGAUAGUCAAUUUCGUCCAGCUGUUGAACGAAAAAAAGCUCAAGAUACGCAACCAGCAACGCUUGCUAGCCUCUGCAAAAGUAGACCGGGAAAAAGUGUCUUGGAUCCAGAAUGCAACAUCAGAUCAGCAUCUCCGACCGCAAAAGAAUAUUCGGACCGCGAAGCGUACCGCUGCGGAAAUGAGCGAUGGGGAGGCGGAGAGUGACGAGGAAUUCGAAACAAUGGAAUUCAAUCAAACCAUGCACCCAAUUGAUUUUGAAGAGGCUAAUGAGACGACCGAUGAACGAUCUUCAACACCCCAGUCACUGGAGGGAUGGGGCGAGAAUGCCACUGAUGAAGGGUCUCCUGCACCCUCAGAUCUGAUUGGCAGUGAGGACGAAAGGCAUAUGUUCGAACAGAGAUUUUCAGCUGGUCCUCCUGUUAUGAAGGAACCGCCUGCUCCCCCUCCGCGAAGAGAGCUUCCAUUUGCCAGAAAGGCGCAAACGACCAUAAAAAAACCAAAUGAACAGGAGAAUAACACAGAGGAUACUACCGGGGAGACAGAUGACGAUGAACUAUGACUUGUAUCAGCGUUUAAUUAAUGAGCAGUAGUUGGGAUUACUUGGCGUAUACCACAAUUCUGGUUGCACUAAGCACUUGUUACUCUCCAAUGUUGUGAUGAUCAUCGUAAACAGGCUGGACACUUUUUA
Messenger RNA from Aspergillus caelatus, 1394 nucleotides. RefSeq lists its product as uncharacterized. Bases 120 to 1265 code for a protein of 381 amino acids. Gene Ontology annotation, cellular component: nucleus. Lineage: Eukaryota; Fungi; Ascomycota; Eurotiomycetes; Eurotiales; Aspergillaceae. Gene Ontology annotation, biological process: DNA recombination; double-strand break repair. Gene Ontology annotation, molecular function: DNA binding. The record is from RefSeq and is a predicted model, not a curated record. The transcript has 5 exons.